Haliotis rubra (blacklip abalone) is the source of this 1606-nucleotide messenger RNA. RefSeq lists its product as uncharacterized. The record is from RefSeq and is a predicted model, not a curated record. The coding region runs from base 1 to 1125 and encodes 374 amino acids. Gene Ontology annotation, cellular component: cell-cell junction. The transcript has 9 exons. NCBI's taxonomy places the organism in Eukaryota, Metazoa, Mollusca, Gastropoda, Lepetellida, Haliotidae. Gene Ontology annotation, biological process: cell-cell adhesion. Gene Ontology annotation, molecular function: cell adhesion molecule binding.
AUGACCUUCACUCCUGUCAGAGGUGACCUUGGUUAUACAGUCUACUGUCGCGCUACCAACAUCCACAACCCCUCCCCAGUGCAGUCUGACAGCACCCGGAUAGGAGUGUGGUUCGGUCCAGAACAGGUUGAUGUGACAAAACCAGACAACUCUGUAGCUGUAGAGAACAGUACCCUGACCUUGACCUGUACUGCCUCCACCUACCCAAACGUGACCUUCACCUGGGACCAUAGUGAUGGGACGCCUGUAGGUGGCAGCACGGGGUCAGUGACAGGAUCUUCUACCUGGUGGUACCAAACUUUCACCUCCAGGCCAAACAAAGACAAGACAACCGUGAGAUGUCAGGUAAGAAACACACGGACGUUGACAACUAAGACUGGUUCUGUGUCACUGGAUGUCAAAUACCCACCACGUGCCCUUCCUUCCAUCACACAGUUUCCGGCUCUGAUGUUUGAAGGAGACCCACAGACAAUCAGCUGCUCGGUGACAGGAGGAAAUCCUCUAGCUACGAUCACGUGGUCCUGUCCUGGCACUGGAUCAGCAUCGGUCAGUGACAUUGGUCAGACAAGGACAUCUACUCUCUCCUUUACUGUCAGCAGGAGUCAACAUGGUCAACAGUGUCAGUGUCUGGGGGCGUGGCAGUAUGGAGGAUACAACUACACUGAUGUCAGGACAUUCAAUGUCAGCUGUCCCUCAAACCCGGAACCGCUCAAAGCCGACUGUAACAUGACAGGUGUAAUAGUAGGCGCCACAAUAGGAACCCUACUUGUUACUUUGCUGAUUGAAGGAUUAGUUCUAACGGUUCUCUACAGGAAGGGGUUUAGGUUUGGAAACAUUUUCAAAGGAUCUGCUUCACCAAAAAGCACCAGAAAUCCUGAAACUGAAGAAAUAGAAAACAUAGCAGGAUAUUCAUCCCUUGAUCACAUCAACAGUUCAGCUCAGUCCUCAAGCAUGGAUACAGGGGGUUCAGAAAGACAACAUUACACACAGCUGAAGGUUUAUGAGAAUACAAACGUUGAGGCCAAAGCUGAGGCAAGUACCUACGAAGACAUGACAGAGACGCCUCCUGCACCAUACGAGUCCAUCAGCGAAUCUCCAUACCAGAACAGCGGCUCUCAACCUUGAGAUCUUCACUUUGGGAAUGCGUGGAAAAAGACAUCUGACACUUGGAUGAAUAUGACUGCUUAAACUUCCUUUUGUCCAAAGUGAAGGACACCUUAUAAUGUCUUUGAUCUAUAACAGAUGAGUUUAUGGGAGGAGAUGAAACAAUAAAGGAUUGAACCAACAUCCAAUCCCAAUGCGAGCUAUCUUAACUUACUUUAAUCGAAUAGAUUGUAGUAUUAAAACACAAAACAUAGCAAUAUCUUAUGUCACAUGACAUUGGAAUCUGACUGGUUGACACUAACUUUCUUGCACAACCUUGUGUUCAUAUUGAGGGAAUACCUUAGAAUGUUUAUUACGUGUGUUAAAUCUGUAACAUAUGAGUUCAUGUGAGGAGAUGUCACAAUGAAGAAUCUCAUCCAGCAAGACAUAUUGACCCAAUAUCGCAUUUGCUUAAGCAUGUUAAACAUCUAAAUGUAAGUACAUUUUCCUUACCGAGGCUCAU